AGAGAGAGAGAAAGGGAGAAAGAGAAGUAAGGGCAGUGGGUUUGUGCAACAAGACAAGACUUUUUGUAAUCUCUUGGUUUUUUUAUUUAUUUCUUCUUUCUUUUUCAUAGACGCAUGUUUGAAUUACGGUCCAUUAAAUUUGCAUUUGGCCUUGCUUUACUUUUUAUCUGCCUCUUUUCAUUAUAUACGCUUCAACAGCGUACGAUGACAGCACCAGACACAGACAGUACGAAAUGGAAAUUAAAAGACUACGCUCAGCCACCACCAGAUAUAUUGGCAGCCAUAGACAGAAAUACGAUUACCGAAAGAAUGCAAGGUCAGAAGAAACCAUUAAACAUCUUGCUGAUAGCCGUCGUCAACACAGGCAUGAUGAAUUACACACUCAACUGGAUAGAGUCCUUGAAACGCACGGGACAAGACGACAAGUACUUGGUAUUUGCCAUUGACCAAGGCGUGGUCGAUAUCAUGACCGAAAGGGGAUACGAACAACAUGUCACUUUGAUUCCAGCCGAUUGGUUCCAUCGUCCGCUCGACUCCGGGUUUGCUCGUUGGAAAACCAAUAGCUACCUCCCGAUUACGCACGCGAAGACACUCGUGGUCGAGCGACUGCUUUAUUUUGACAUGACCGUUUGGUUUACCGACGUUGACAUUGUGUUUCUAAGCCCACACAUUCGUGCGACCAUGCUUGCACAGAUGGGCGGCCGAGACAUGGUCUUUAGUCAAGAGAUUGAUCAACGAGUGAUCAAUUCAGGAUUCUACAUGAUGCGGCCCACCCUUGCUUCCAAACGGCUCAUGGGCCUUGUCAUCCAAGGUCAGGACGAUACGCAGGUGCUGACACAGCAAAAGGUCAUGAACCGAGUCCUUCGAUCGGCUUUUACCCGAGACUUUAUGAAAUGUCCUUACCGUUUCCUUGACAUGCUCUUAUUUCCUAAUGGAUGCGAUUACUUUAGAAAAAACCUUCCAAAUAAGCUUGGCAUACAACCUCUCAUGCUUCACGCCAAUUGUCUCAUCGGCGACAAGAAAAAAGACGCACUGGCCAAAGAAGGCAUGUGGUAUCUAUAGUUUUCUAUUUUUGGCGCACUGAUGUUAUUGUUACACAGGCUUGAUGUGCCUAAAUCAGGAAGAUGGUAUUGUAAACAAUAGAAGGAGUUUCUUUAAAGUCAAUUGAAGCUGUAUUUUUUAUAUUUUUUUUAAAUAAACCAUAUAUUUUUGAAUGUAUAAAGCUCCAAGUAAAGAAAGAAACCUGGGUAUAAGGACCAGUAGUGACUGGCGACACCGUCCAAUAUCUCCAUCCAACAGUACGUCAACGCCGGUACGCUCAGCAAGUCCCAACAUACCAAGUCCUUUACCUCGCCCAGGUCGACAAAACACAGCGCCUAAAUCAGUAGCAGUUCUUCAGCAACAAUGG
Messenger RNA from Rhizopus microsporus ATCC 52813, 1408 nucleotides. RefSeq lists its product as uncharacterized. Gene Ontology annotation, cellular component: Golgi apparatus. The transcript has a single exon. The record is from RefSeq and is a predicted model, not a curated record. Lineage: Eukaryota; Fungi; Mucoromycota; Mucoromycetes; Mucorales; Rhizopodaceae. Bases 205 to 1062 code for a protein of 285 amino acids. Gene Ontology annotation, molecular function: glycosyltransferase activity.